AUGUCCUCAUCAGGUCCUCUUCUGGUUCCCAGGCUUAUUUUACUUGCCAUAUACCUGCCCCUCCGAAGCGCCUUUCCUCUGAGCUCCACCCCAGUGCUCCACGUCGCCGAAGAUGCAGAGCGCGACAGCUCCGAUUUAUGGCUCAAUUUGGGCGCAGCCGUUGCGCUGGUCUUGAUUGGGGGUGUUUUCGCUGGGUUAACAAUCGCGCUCAUGGGCCAGGAUACAGUCCACCUUCAAGUCCUCGCAACUUCCGCCGAAGGCCCUGAACGAAAGCACGCUCAAACCGUCCUCAAGCUUGUCGGUAAAGGGAAACAUUGGGUCCUGGUGACUCUCUUGCUAGGCAAUGUGGUCGUCAAUGAGAGUUUACCCAUCGUCCUUGAUAAAACACUAGGUGGGGGAUGGCCUGCAAUCGUGGGAAGCACUGUUUUGAUCGUUAUCUUCGGCGAGGUUAUCCCCCAGUCCGUCUGCGUCCGCUACGGUCUCCCGAUAGGCGCCUACCUCUCACCUGUGGUUCUGUUCCUGAUGUAUGCUUUUGCACCCGCCGCCUGGCCCACUGCAAAGCUCCUCGAUUGGCUUCUAGGUGAGAAUCACGGCGUGGUCUAUAAGAAGUCUGGGCUGAAAACGCUUGUCACCCUACACAAGUCACUGGGUUCGCAGCCCGCAGAGCGGCUGAAUGAGGACGAGGUCACCAUAAUCACCGCAGUGCUAGAUCUCAAAGCCAAGGCCGUACAAAGCAUCAUGACGCCCAUGGAGCACGUAUUCACCGUCUCUACCGAUUCAAUUCUUGACGAGAAAACUAUGGAACUUAUCCUGUCUGCAGGAUUCUCCAGAAUUCCCGUUCAUGCGCCGAACGACCCCUCCAAUUUUCUAGGGAUGUUACUGGUGAAAACGCUCAUUACCUAUGACCCAGAAGAUUCCAAACCCGUGGCCGAGUUUGUCCUCGCGACUCUCCCAGAAACGAGUCCCGAGACGAGCUGUCUCGACAUCUUGAACUACUUCCAGGAAGGACACUCCCAUAUGGCGCUCGUAUCUAAGCACCCCGGCGAAAACGGCGGUGCCAUUGGUGUUGUAACCUUGGAGGAUGUUGUUGAAGAGCUGAUCGGCGAGGAAAUCAUCGACGAGUCCGACAUGCACGAUGACACCCAGAAGCCUGCAGACCAACAGCAACCCCCUGUCGCAGACUUCCCUGUACCUCUCAACCGUACACUUCGCCGUGCUUCCACCGCCCCAAUCGCCAAACCGGGCUAUAUCAGUUCGAUCACGCCCCAGCAGCGCCAGCAUCUUGACAACCUGGCUCCGUCAAACUUGGCGAGGAAGCCGAAGCAGACGAGGUUCCCGUUUGUAAAAAUCAAACGCUCGUUGCAGGCCAAUGGGGAUAAUGAUGGUGUGAAGGGGGAUAGUACAGUGCAGGGCUCGGCUGAUGAGAACACCCCAUUGCUGAGGUCAUGA
Messenger RNA from Aspergillus puulaauensis, 1449 nucleotides. RefSeq lists its product as uncharacterized. The transcript has 4 exons. Gene Ontology annotation, biological process: magnesium ion homeostasis. The record is from RefSeq and is a predicted model, not a curated record. Gene Ontology annotation, cellular component: intracellular membrane-bounded organelle. NCBI's taxonomy places the organism in Eukaryota, Fungi, Ascomycota, Eurotiomycetes, Eurotiales, Aspergillaceae. Bases 1 to 1449 code for a protein of 482 amino acids.